Messenger RNA from Pelobates fuscus (common spadefoot toad), 11072 nucleotides. It is a transcript of the gene FRY, whose product is annotated as FRY microtubule binding protein. Lineage: Eukaryota; Metazoa; Chordata; Amphibia; Anura; Pelobatidae. Gene Ontology annotation, biological process: cell morphogenesis; neuron projection development. The record is from RefSeq and is a predicted model, not a curated record. Gene Ontology annotation, cellular component: cell cortex; site of polarized growth. The transcript is spliced from 62 exons. Bases 716 to 9775 code for a protein of 3019 amino acids.
UUUACUAGGACGUCACUGCUCGCAGCACAGCUAUGGGUGCAGCAGCUGUAACUGGGCUGACUGAUGGCUUCACUAGGACGUCACUGCGAGCCGUGCAGCAGCUGGCCUUUACCGCAGCAUGAUGCAGCCAUGGUCAGGCACAGGCAGUGAGACAGGACCUGCCCAAACCUCUAUCACUGGAACAUAGAACCUUGUGAAUUCCCGGCACAAAAGGAACGUUCUAAGCCAGGCUGCAGAAACAUAGCACUGAGCACACCGAGCACAGAGGGAGGGAGGGAGGUGCAUCCAAAUGCAGCCUGGUUCUCUAACAGAUCUAGGAGGAAUAGGAUUUUAAACAGGCAGAGGAUUCAAGGAGCCACAAAUAGCUGUCUGUGUGCUGGAUGCAGACUCUGUCAUCAGCCCACUGGAACAAAAGAUGUCUUGAAAGAUGAGAAGUCCACAUACAUCUCCUGGCUGCUGCAUGCAAUGGUAGAUCCAGCCAUUGAGAGCCUGCAGUGAAGAAAACCCUGGGUUAGUGGAGAAGGAGGAGCAGGGGACAAGUAUCUCAUGUUUUUUUAAUGAGGACUACCUACCAGGAAGGGGAGAAACAGAUCUGCAGACUUCAUUUCCUCCACUGACCUCUAGUUUGCAUCCCUGGCUACUGGUAGCCAUCCUAUCUUAAUAUCUUGGACCUGUCUGGGAGAGCACUGGCUGGCUCUCUCCACCUGCAGAAGGCAUGGCCAGCCAGCAAGAUUCAGGCUUCUUUGAGAUCAGUAUCAAAUAUUUACUGAAAUCCUGGGGCAACACUUCUCCGGUGGGUAAUGGUUAUAUUAAACCACAAGUGCAACCAGUAUCUAGCACACAAAGGGAGAAAGGACCUCCAACCAUGCUGCCCAUCAAUAUCGACCCCGAGAGCAAGCCUGGCGAAUAUAUAUUAAAGAGUCUAUUUGCAAAUUUCACUACACAAGCAGAAAGAAAGAUUCGAAUCAUCAUGGCGGAACCCUUGGAAAAGCCAUUGACAAAGUCUCUUCAGAGAGGAGAAGAUCUGCAGUUUGAUCAAGUGAUAAGCUCAAUGAGCUCUUUAUCAGAUUACUGCUUACCAUCCAUACUGCGCACUUUGUUCGACUGGUACAAACGUCAGAACGGAAUCGAAGAUGAGUCACACGAAUACAGGCCCAGAACAAACACCAAAUCCAAAAGUGAUGAACAACAGAAAGAUUAUCUGAUGGAACGAAGAGAUUUGGCAAUUGAUUUUAUUUUUUCUUUAGUCCUGAUAGAAGUUUUAAAACAGAUCCCUUUACAUCCUGUCAUUGACAGCUUGGUCCACGAAGUUAUAACAUUGGCUUUCAAGCACUUUAAAUACAAGGAAGGGUACCUUGGUCCAAACACUGGAAAUAUGCAUAUAGUGGCUGAUCUAUAUGCUGAGGUUAUAGGUGUAUUAGCACAGUCAAAGUUUCCUUCUGUGAAGAAGAAAUUUAUAGCAGAGCUCAAAGAGCUACGGCAUAAAGAGCAAAACCCAUAUGUCGUUCAGAGUAUCAUCAGUCUUAUAAUGGGCAUGAAAUUUUUCCGCAUCAAGAUGUAUCCUGUAGAGGACUUUGAAGCAUCUCUACAGUUUAUGCAGGAAUGUGCACACUACUUCCUGGAAGUAAAAGAUAAAGAUAUCAAGCAUGCCUUGGCCGGCUUAUUUGUGGAAAUUCUUGUACCGGUUGCUGCAGCAGUGAAGAACGAAGUAAAUGUCCCUUGUCUUAGAAAUUUUGUGGAGAGUCUUUAUGAUACGACCCUUGAACUUUCCUCCCGAAAAAAGCAUUCACUGGCGCUGUACCCUCUGGUAACCUGUCUGCUUUGUGUCAGUCAAAAACAAUUUUUUCUAAACCGGUGGCAUAUUUUUCUCAACAACUGCUUGUCAAACCUCAAGAAUAAAGAUCCUAAAAUGGCACGUGUUGCACUGGAAUCUCUCUACAGACUACUAUGGGUGUAUAUGAUUCGAAUAAAAUGUGAAAGCAAUACAGCUACUCAGAGCCGUCUCACUACCAUUGUUGGAACCCUCUUCCCAAAAGGUUCCCGAGGGGUGGUUCCACGGGAUAUGCCGCUAAACAUCUUUGUAAAAAUCAUACAGUUCAUUGCACAGGAGCGUUUGGAUUUUGCCAUGAAAGAAAUCAUUUUUGACCUUUUAUGUGUAGGAAAAGCUGCAAAAGCUUUCAGUCUUAACCCAGAGAGAAUGAAUAUAGGAUUAAGGGCCUUCUUGGUGAUUGCUGACAGUUUACAGCAAAAAGAUGGGGAGCCUCCCAUGCCUGUCACCGGAGCUAUUCACCCCUCUGGAAACACACUUCGUGUUAAAAAGACCUACCUUAGUAAAACUCUUACGGAAGACGAAGCGAAAAUGAUCGGAAUGUCUGUGUAUUACCCUCAAGUCCGGAAAGCUGUAGAUAAUAUAUUACGCCACCUUGACAAGGAAGUGGGACGAUGCAUGAUGAUGACAAACGUGCAGAUGUUAAACAAGGAACCUGAAGACAUGAUCACAGGGGAGCGGAAGCCAAAGAUUGACCUCUUUAGGACAUGUGUAGCUGCUAUUCCUAGACUGUUGCCUGAUGGGAUGUCAAAGCUUGAACUGAUUGACUUACUUUCAAGACUGUCCAUACACAUGGACGAUGAACUACGACACAUUGCACAGAACUCUCUUCAGGGUCUCCUUGUUGACUUUGUGGAUUGGAGAGAAGACGUAUUAUUCGGUUUCAUCAAUUUUCUGCUACGGGAAGUUAAUGAUACACAUCAAACCCUCCUCGAUACAUCUCUCAAAUUACUGCUACAGUUACUCACACAAUGGAAACUCGUCAUACAGACUCCGGGGAAAGCUCACGAACAGGCGAAAAUCAGGGCGUCAGAGCUUAUACCGAAUGGUUCUAGCCAUCGAAUCCAGUCUGAGAGAGGUCCUUAUUCCAAUGUGUUACAUGCCGUGGAAGGGUUUGCUCUAUUGCUACUGUGUAGUUUUCAGCUGGCUACUAGGAAAGUUGCCGUUUUAAUUCUCAAGGAAAUCCGGGCUUUGUUUAUUGCCCUUGGACAAGCAGAGGAAGAUGACAAGCCUAUGAUUGAUGUUUUGGAUCAACUUAGUCCUUCGAUACUUGAAAGUUUUAUUCAUGUCACCGUAUCAGACUCGGUCCCGCUGCCAUUCACUCAAAAUGUGGAUUUGCAGUGGCUGGUGGAAUGGAAUGCUGUAUUGGUAAACAGUCAUUACGAUGUAAAAAGUCCUUCUCAUGUGUGGAUCUUUGCUCAGUCUGUUAAAGACCCAUGGGUCCUUUGCCUCUUCACUUUCCUACGGCAGGAGAAUUUACCCAAACAUUGCCCUACAGCUCUCAGCUAUGCCUGGCCAUAUGCAUUCACCAGACUGCAACUUUUGAUGCCUUUAGUGGAUCCUAAUAGCCCAAUUAAUGCAAAGAAGACCAGCACAGCAAGCAGCGGGGACAACUAUGUUACUCUCUGGAGAAAUUAUCUAAUUCUUUGUUUUGGAGUAGCAAAACCUAGCAUCAUGAGUCCAGGUCAUCUACGAGCAUCAACCCCAGAGAUCAUGGCGACUACCCCAGAUGGUUCCAUAAGCUACGAUAACAAGGUGAUAGGGACACCUUCAGUUGGAGUUUUGCUAAAGCAGUUGGUGCCUUUAAUGAGACUUGAGAGCAUAGAAAUUACUGAAUCACUGGUACUGGGAUUUGGUAGAACCAAUGCUCUGGUUUUCAGAGAGUUAGUGGAGGAACUCCACCCUCUGAUGAAGGAAGCCCUAGAACGCAGACCAGAGAACAAAAAACGACGAGAACGCAGAGAUCUAUUGAGAUUGCAAUUGUUGCGGAUAUUUGAAUUAUUGGCUGAUGCUGGCGUUAUAAGUGACAAUACUAAUGGAGCGUUGGAGAGAGACACACUAGCACUCGGAGCUUUGUUUCUGGAGUAUGUGGACCUCACUAGGAUGCUUCUAGAAGCUGAAAAUGAUAAGGAAGUGGAAAUCCUUAAAGACAUCCGAGCGCAUUUCAGUGCAAUGAUCGCCAAUCUCAUACAGUGUGUCCCAGUACACCAUCGGAGGUUCUUGUUCCCGCAGCAGAGCUUACGGCAUCACCUUUUCAUCUUGUUCAGUCAAUGGGCUGGUCCGUUCAGCAUCAUGUUCACUCCUCUGGACCGUUACAGUGACAGGAAUCAUCAGAUUACAAGAUAUCAAUACUGCGCUCUAAAGGCAAUGUCUGCUGUCCUGUGCUGUGGCCCAGUUUUUGACAAUGUGGGAUUGUCUCCAGAUGGUUACCUUUACAAAUGGCUUGAUAACAUUCUGGCUUGUCAGGAUCUCAGGGUUCACCAGCUUGGCUGCGAAGUGGUUGUGUUGCUUCUGGAACUUAAUCCCGACCAAGUUAAUCUCUUUAACUGGGCCAUUGACCGUUGCUACACUGGAUCAUACCAGCUUGCUUCGGGAUGUUUUAAAGCUAUUGCAACAGUUUGUGGAAACAGGAAUUAUCCUUUUGACAUUGUGACUCUCUUGAACCUCGUACUUUUUAAGGCAUCUGAUACCAACCGAGAGAUCUAUGAAAUCUCUGUGCAGUUAAUGCAGGUCCUUGAAGGGAAGCUCUUCGUAUAUUCAAAAAAAGUUGCAGAGCAGAAGCCUGGAAGCAUUUUGUUUGGAACACAUGGAAUCCUGCCCCCUCUGUACAGUGUGUCCCUGAUCAUGCUGUCCAAUGAGCUGGCUCGCAUGUACCCGGAGCUAACACUGCCACUGUUUUCAGAAGUGAGUCAAAGAUUUCCAACAACUCACCCUAACGGCCGGCAGAUCAUGCUUACCUAUCUGCUUCCAUGGCUCCAUAACAUCGAGCUUGUGGAUAGCCGGCUUCUGCUCCCAGAUUCCAGCCCAAGCACCCCAGAAGAUGAUACCAGUGACCGCGAUGAAGCAGCAAAUAUGUGUGGGCUGAAAGGAAAUGGCUGGGGGUCGCCAGAGGCUACUUCUUUAGUCCUCAAUAAUCUCAUGUAUAUGACUGCAAAGUAUGGAGAUGAAGUUCCAGGACAGGAGGUAGAAAAUGCGUGGAAUGCAUUGGCCAACAAUGAAAAAUGGAGCAACAACCUUAGAAUAACAUUGCAGUUUCUAAUUAGUCUGUGUGGAGUCAGCAGCGACACAACCUUAUUGCCUUAUAUUAAAAAAGUCGCCAUAUACUUGUGCAGAAAUAACACGAUUCAGACGAUGGAGGAGCUUCUCUUUGAGCUGCAGCAGACUGAUCCAGUGAAUCCAAUAGUUCAACAUUGUGAUAACCCUCCCUUCUAUCGCUUUGCCGCAAGCAACAAGGCCUCCGCAGCUCUCUCCAGAACCACAUCAAGUAGUAAUACAGUUGUACCAGGACAAGAUGGCUUCCCUGACUUUGACGAUAGCCGAGCCAUUAAAGACACAGAUGACAGGUUUAGCAAUGUGAUCCGGGCUCAUACCAGACUGGAAUCGAGGUAUAGCAAUAGUUCAGGAGGAUCAUACGAUGAUGAAAAAAAUGAUCCUGUUUCUCCUUAUAUCAGCUGGAUGUUAAAUAUUGUAGAAAGUAAUCAGCCGCAGCCCUUGCCGAUGCCUUGCAAUGGGGGAUGCUGGGCACCUCUUGUUGAUUAUCUCCCAGAAACCAUAACGCCACGAGGACCACUUCAUAGGUGUAACAUCGCUGUUAUCUUCAUGACCGAAAUGGUGGUAGAUCACAGUGUGAGAGAAGACUGGGCCCUUCACCUGCCUCUCUUGCUUCAUGCGCUCUUUCUGGGCCUGGAUCAUUACCGUCCAGAAGUGUUUGAACACAGUCGAAAACUUCUUCUCCACCUACUUAUUGCCCUCUCGUGUAACGGCAAUUUCUCAAGCAUCGCUUCUGUCCUCCUUCAGGCUCGAGAAAUUAAUGAGGCUAAGACACUGACUGUGCAGUCAUCCUGCCCAUCGGAAUAUCCUUAUACAGGUGGCUUCGACUUUCUGCGGGAGUACCAGUCAUCCCCGGUGCCAGACUCUGGUUUGAGUUCAAGUUCUACCUCCUCCAGUAUCAGUCUGGGAGGAAGCAUGGGGAACAUCCCCCAGAUCAGUCAGGAGAUCGAGGAUGUUGACACAUCAGGCGAGACAGAUGAAAAAGCCAACAAGUUAAUUGAGUUCCUGACUACCAGAGCUUUUGGCCCCCUGUGGUGCCAUGAGGACAUUACACCCAAGAAUCAGAAUUCAAGGAGUGCUGAUCAGCUGACUAAUUUCCUGAGACAUGUUGUAUCUGUAUUUAAAGACUCCAAAUCAGGCUUUCACUUGGAACAGCACCUGAGUGAGGUUGCCUUGCAAACUGCUCUUGCCAGCUCUUCUCGACAUUAUGCUGGCCGUUCCUUUCAAAUCCUCCGUGCACUCAAACAGCCGCUCUCUGCACAUGCGUUGUCCGAUCUUCUUUCCAGGCUGGUUGAGGUUAUCGGAGAAUACGGUGAUGAGAUUCAGGGUUAUGUAAUGGAAGUGCUCCUUACGUUGGAAUCGGCGGUGGAUAAUUUAUCGGACUGCCUGAAGAACAGUGAUCUGCUGGCUGUGCUUUCUCGAUCUUCAUCGCCAGACCUGACUUCAAAUGCCAAGCUAACAGCAAACCGUAAAAGUACUGGGCAGCUAAAUAUUAAUUCCGGUGUAAUAAGUGGAAAUGUCAGCACAGCUGAACGUAGCAGACACCAGAGGAGCUUUUCUGUCCCCAAGAAAUUUGGGGUGGUGGAUAAAUCCUCGGAUCCACCACGCAGUGCCACGUUAGACAGAAUUCAAGCAUGCACUCAGCAAGGAUUUUCUCCUAAAACGAAAAGCACAUCUUCUCUGAAGGACAAUGUCACAGAUCCAUCUCACAUCAACAAUCCAACUAAUCUCUUGGCCACAAUAUUUUGGGUUGCAGUAGCCUUAAUGGAGUCUGAUUUUGAGUUUGAAUAUUUCAUGGCAUUGAGACUCUUGAACAAACUUUUGUCUCAUUUACCUUUGGACAAAUCCGAGAACAGAGAGAAGCUUGAGAAGCUACAAGGACAACUCAAAUGGGCAGAUUUUUCAGGGCUACAACAGCUUCUGCUUAAGGGAUUCACCUCCCUCACAACAACUGAUUUAACACUCCAUCUGUUCAGUAUGCUUACUCCUGUCUCACGCAUCCCCAUGGUGGACUCUUCACAAGUCAUAGGAUUCCCUCUGAAUAUUCUGUGUUUGAUGCCACACCUGAUCCAUCACUUUGACAACCCGAAUCAUUUUUGUAAAGAGAUUGCUGAAAGAAUAGCACAGGUUUGCCUUGAAGAAAAAAAUCCUAAAUUGUCUAAUCUCGCUCACGUGAUGACACUGUAUAAAACCCACAGCUACACAAGAGACUGUGCUACGUGGGUGAACGUGGUGUGCCGAUACCUACAUGAAGCCUUCACUGAUGUUACCCUUAAUAUGGUGACUUACCUGGCAGAGUUGUUAGAAAAAGGCCUCCCUAGUAUGCAGCAAUCUCUCCUGCAACUUAUCUACAGUCUCCUCUCUCACAUGGACAUGUCCCUCAUUCCUGGAAAGCAGUUUAACGUGGAGGUGUUAAAGAUCAUUGAGAAAUACGUGCAGAGUAUCCACUGGAAAGAAGCGCUGAACAUUUUGAAGCUAGUUGUGUCCCGUUCCGCCAGCCUUGUGUUACCAGCAUAUCAACAUGGGGACUUGACAAAGCUGGAGAUCAGUCGACUCUGGACAAGUUCUUCCAAAGAGCUUCCUGGAAAGACGCUUGAUUUUCAUUUUGACGUGUCACAGACACCAAUUAUUGGAAGAAGAUUUGAUGACUUGCAGAGUUCAGAAGGACGCGAUGGGAAGUCGAGAGCCCUGCCAGUGACUCGGAGCACGUCUUCCACAUCUUCUGGCUCCAACUCCAAUGCAUUAGUACCUGUUAGUUGGAAACGACCUCAGUCCUCACAGAAAAAGACAAGGGAAAAGUUGGUGAACGUUCUCACCCUGUGUGGUCAAGAGGUUGGACUCAGCAAGAACCCCUCAGUCAUUUUCUCUUCAUGCGGUGAUCUGGAUUUGAUUGAACAUCAAACAAGCUUGGUAUCCUCAGAAGACACCAUCCGGGAACAAGAUAUCAUGGACGAUACCAACAGCGAACAGCAGUUCCGUGUUUUCCGGGACUUUGAUUUCCUGGAUGUUGAGCUAGAAGAUGGAGAGGUGAGAAACGGUGAAAGCAUGGAUAACUUCAACUGGGGUGUACGCAGGCGCUCCCUUGACAGCCUCGAUAAGUGUGAUAUACAGCUCAUGGAGGAAAGCCAACUCUCAGGAAGUACACAUAGCCUGACCAAACUCAACCAGGAUGACUCAGACGAAUCUUCAGAAGAAGAAGAUCUCACCACAAGCCAGAUUCUGGAGCCCUCUGAUUUAAUCAUCAGCCUCUCGCCUUCCGAUGAGACCAAUCAUAUGGAGUCUCCGUCCACAUCUUGUGGCACAACCUCUGCUGACCCCCACUCCCUUAACACAAGAACCUCUAGUUUUGAAGCCUCUUUGCCUGAAAUAACUAAUCCACUGUUAUCUGAAGAUUCUAAGGGCGAUGUUGCUCUGGAUGAAGAUGAUGCCACAGUACAGGAGGAUGACUUGUCUGGCUCAAUGAAUGAAAUGCCUGUAGUGUUUCACUGCAAUGAUGGGUUUAGCCUAGAAAUGGCUGACGAAGAAAAAGAUGACCAUGCGCUGGAGCAGUAUGCGUUAACAAGCUUUGGUGAAGGUGACCGAGCAACGCCACCACCUCCUUCUCCUUUCUUCUCUGCCAUUUUGGCUGCAUUUCAACCCACGGUUUGUGAUGAUGCAGAAGAAGCAUGGCGCAGUCAUAUCAAUCAGCUGAUGUCCGACUCAGACGGGUCCUGUGCAGUGUACACAUUUCAUGUGUUCUCUUCCUUGUUUAAGAGUAUCCAGAAACGGUUCUGUUUCCUCACCUGUGACGCAGCCGGUUACCUUGGAGACAGCCUUCGAGGGAUUGGGUCAAAAUUUGUGAGCACGUCACAGAUGCUAACUCUUUGUUCAGAGUGCCCCACUCUCUUUGUAGAUGCUGAAACUCUGUUGUCUUGUGGGCUUCUGGAAAAGUUAAAGUUCAGUGUCUUGGAACUACAGGAAUAUUUGGACACGUACAACAACAGGAAGGAAGCAACUGUAUCCUGGCUAAAAAACUGUAAAUCAACAUUUGCUGGGGGCUCAAAAGAUGGAGUAAUCACCUGUCAACCUGGGGAUUCAGAAGAGAAACAAAUGGAAUGUCUUGCACAAUUGGAGCUCUGUCAAAGAUUGUAUAAGCUUCACUUCCAACUGCUACUGCUUUUUCAGUCUUAUUGUAAACUAAUUGGACAGGUCCACGAAGUAAGCUCCAUGCCUGAGUUGCUUAAUAUGUCAAGAGAACUCAAUGAACUGAAGAAGAACCUCAAGGAGGCAACAGUAUAUAUAGCAACUGAGUCUCUCACUUCAGAUCCUCCUCCCUACGAAGCAAGUUUUAGCUCCACAGAGUUCGCCAUACAGUCUAUGCUGGAGUGUUUGAAGAACAAUGAGCUUGGCAGAGCGUUACGACAAAUUCGGCACUGCAGGAAACUGUGGCCUAAUGACAUCUUUGGCAGCAGCGCAGAUGAUGAGGUCCAGACUCUCCUGAACAUCUAUUUUCGCCAUCAGACACUGGGUCAGACCGGUACAUACGCUCUUGUGGGCUCCAAUCAAAACCUCACUGAUAUCUGCACCAAGCUAAUGGACCUUAACAUGGAGAUUCGAGACAUGAUUCGUAGGGCGCAGAAUUACCGCGUCAUCUCCACUUUUCUCCCUGAUUCCAGUGUUUCUGGCACCAGUCUCUGACACGACACUGGUGCCCAUCCAUUCUUUCGGGUGGAGUACAAUGUCCUGCUGGUGUGAGGUCCUUCAGUACCUACAUGGUCCUUCGUAGACUUGGUCAGGCUUUUAUCACCCCUGUUAACUUUAAGACAUUCUAUGAAACAGAAGGAGACUGAUCCAAUCUGUAGCAAUACUACAGGAACCAUGGUCUAGCAGUAGAACAGCAGUCAUGGAUGAUCUACUUCUUGUUAUCCUCCCUGUUCUCAUCUUACUAUAAUUCACUACUGAAGAAAUGACUUCUGUUACAUACCAAAGUCUAAUAUACUGAAUAUUCCUUCCGUUCUAUAAACCUUUAACUUUAGAGUGGAAAAAGUGCAAUGUUCUCUUUACAAAAGAAUGUACAUAUAUAUUUUUUGUUGCUCUCGAAAUACUUUUUAUCAUUUAUUUUCUCUGGAUGGACAGUCAACAGGCAGAAUGAGGCUGGCCACAGAUGAAUACUGGUUGUUAUUAUUGGUCAAUAGCUGAGAGCCUGUGUAAAGGCUGAUUGUAAUGAGAUUGUAAUUAUCCUGUACACUGUAAUUUGAGAAUGAUUACUGUAUCUUAUGCUGCUAUGACUGACAUUUCCUAGACCCCCUGUUCGAAAGGUACUGCGGGAUCAUAUAGUAAUGAAAUGAAUGGGUCAAAUUACCUAGGAAGGUUUAGAUCAUCAUUUCUUUUCUUUUCUUCUUUUUUUUUUUUUUUUUUCUUCCAGAUCCUGGCUUCUUUUCUUUUUUUUGUUGUUUCGUUUUAUUUAUGUUUUUUUUGGUUUUGGGGGAUUUUUUUUUUCCUUUUAUGAAAGGGUUGCUUUUAUGUAUAUUUAUAGUAUGAAAAGAAAGGUAUGAUAUGAUUUAACAACCAUUCGGAAAGUGGAUGUUUAAAGACUGACUUUAUCUUUCUCAUCACGCAUGCAUCAUUUUCUUUUAUGUAUGUUUGGAUUCUAAAAAGUCUAAAUAUUAUGGAGUUUUUAAUUUUAUUUUUAAGUGGAACUGAACUGCAGUGUGUGUGUUUAUGUGUGUGUGUUUGUGUGUGUGUGUAUAUAUAUAUAUAUAUAUAUAUACACACACACACACACACUGUACGCACACAUAUAUGCAUCCUUGAAUUUUCUGCUGACAGUGUGAUUUGGAUUGCAUGAAAAUCUUUUGCACAUCUGAAGCCCUUCCACUCACACACUCUGUGUUAACUUAUUCACUCUGUACAUAAACUUCAGUUUUGUGGCGUAAUUAAGAUUAUUUUUGUUGAGUACAUUCACUGAAAUAUACAAUCUAUGACUCUGUCGCUA